UUAAAAGUCAAUAAGGUGGAGUCGGGAGAUAACUUUCUUAUCUUGUUCAACAUCCUUCAAGCAAUCACGAACAGAAACAUACAGUGAAAAUGGCGGGGAUAGGGCUAUCAUGGCCGUCGUCCAACUUCACCGACAGGCCUAAACUUACAUCCGCCAUAUCUCGAUCUUCCUCAUCCCGUUGCUGUUUGUCUUCCGUUAAAAUGACCGUCUCCGUCGACCAGAAGAAGAAGACUUUCACUCUCGAGAAAUCCGAACAAGCUUUCAACGCUGCCAAGGAGCUGAUGCCAGGAGGUGUUAAUUCCCCAGUCCGUGCUUUCAAAUCAGUUGGUGGGCAGCCUAUUAUAAUCGACUCAGUGAAGGGUUCUCAUAUGUGGGACAUUGAUGGGAACGAGUAUAUUGAUUAUGUUGGUUCAUGGGGUCCGGCAAUCAUUGGCCAUGCAGAUGACGAGGUACUUGCAGCCUUGGCUGAAACAAUGAAAAAAGGAACCAGUUUUGGUGCUCCUUGUCUUCUAGAGAAUGUACUCGCUGAAAUGGUCAUCUCGGCUGUUCCAAGUAUCGAAAUGGUUCGGUUUGUCAACUCGGGAACGGAAGCAUGCAUGGGCGUUCUUCGGUUGGCCCGUGCUUUCACCGGAAAAACGAAACUAAUCAAGUUCGAAGGUUGUUACCAUGGCCAUGCCGACGCUUUUCUCGUUAAGGCCGGCAGCGGAGUCGCGACUCUUGGACUUCCCGACUCCCCAGGUGUUCCAAAGGCAGCAACCUCUAAUACCCUAACUGCACCCUACAACGAUAUCGCUGCCAUCGAAGAACUUUUCAAGACCCACAAAGGGGAAAUUGCCGCAGUUAUACUCGAACCCGUUGUUGGGAACUCCGGAUUCAUUACGCCAACACCCGAGUUCUUGAAUUCCAUCCGAAGUAUCACCAAAGAAAACGACACCCUUCUCAUAUUUGAUGAAGUUAUGACUGGGUUCCGUUUGGCUUAUGGUGGAGCCCAGGAAUAUUACGGUAUAACUCCGGACCUAACCACAUUAGGAAAGAUCAUCGGUGGCGGACUUCCGGUGGGGGCCUAUGGCGGAAGGAGGGACAUAAUGGAGAUGGUGGCUCCGGCAGGACCCAUGUAUCAGGCCGGGACCCUGAGUGGGAACCCGCUAGCCAUGACCGCUGGGAUCCACACUCUUAAACGCCUUCAAAGGUCAGGAACUUACGAGUAUUUGGACAAAAUCACGAGCCAACUUAUCGAAGGGAUUCUGGAUGCCGGAAAAAAGGGUGGACAUGCGAUCUGUGGCGGGUACAUUAGCGGGAUGUUCGGAUUCUUUUUCACCGAAGGACCGGUUUACAAUUUCGAAGAUGCUAAAAAGAGCGAUACGGCUAAAUUUGCCAAGUUUUAUAGGGGAAUGUUGGAAGAAGGCGUUUACUUAGCUCCUUCUCAGUUCGAGGCCGGAUUUACUGGCUUGGCACACACGCCAGAGGAUAUUCAACGAACGAUAGAUGCUGCUGAGAAGGUUUUCCGACAGCUUUAGACUCGGUCCGAGUGGUGGAUUUAUCGAUCUAUUUCUUUUCUUGUGGGUGAGCGUUCUUGUUCUUUUUGUAGGUGUCGUUUCCCUUUGAGUUCGAAUCUUCGGGUUCUGUUACGGUUAGAUAUGGUUUCUAGCAAUUGGUUACGUACAUCGGUUGUUUGUUACGUUCGUCGAGUGUAAAAUAGACUUCUCGCUAUAUCUUUUCUUUGUAGCGUAAUCGUAUCGAGAUCUAUGUAUGCCCGAGCGGGUUGGUUUU
Cynara cardunculus var. scolymus (artichoke) is the source of this 1770-nucleotide messenger RNA. Its product is annotated as glutamate-1-semialdehyde 2,1-aminomutase, chloroplastic. Bases 90 to 1517 code for a protein of 475 amino acids. Gene Ontology annotation, biological process: tetrapyrrole biosynthetic process. Gene Ontology annotation, cellular component: chloroplast. Gene Ontology annotation, molecular function: glutamate-1-semialdehyde 2,1-aminomutase activity; pyridoxal phosphate binding; transaminase activity. Lineage: Eukaryota; Viridiplantae; Streptophyta; Magnoliopsida; Asterales; Asteraceae. The record is from RefSeq and is a predicted model, not a curated record. The transcript is spliced from 3 exons.